Molecule: messenger RNA, 1392 nt
Organism: Triplophysa rosa
Lineage: Eukaryota; Metazoa; Chordata; Actinopteri; Cypriniformes; Nemacheilidae
Gene: sf3b4
Product: splicing factor 3b, subunit 4
Exons: 6
Coding region: 56-1237 (393 amino acids)
Biological process (GO): positive regulation of mRNA splicing, via spliceosome
Cellular component (GO): U12-type spliceosomal complex; nucleolus
Molecular function (GO): RNA binding
Source: RefSeq, a predicted model, not a curated record
CGCUGUUGCGUCGAAGGAGAAAAGCGCUUCCGUUCGUUUACACGCCGCUUUCAUCAUGGCGGCGGGACCGAUUUCUGAACGAAAUCAAGAUGCCACUGUAUAUGUGGGCGGUCUUGAUGAGAAGGUCUCUGAGCCUCUGCUGUGGGAACUUUUCCUACAAGCUGGUCCUGUUGUAAACACACACAUGCCCAAAGAUCGAGUAACGGGACAACACCAAGGUUAUGGGUUUGUGGAGUUCCUCAGCGAAGAAGAUGCAGACUACGCCAUAAAGAUCAUGAACAUGAUCAAACUCUACGGCAAGCCUAUACGAGUCAACAAAGCCUCUGCGCACAACAAGAACCUUGAUGUUGGCGCCAACAUCUUCAUCGGCAACUUGGACCCUGAAAUUGAUGAGAAACUCCUCUACGAUACUUUCAGCGCUUUUGGUGUCAUCCUUCAGACGCCCAAGAUCAUGCGUGACCCGGACACGGGCAACUCUAAGGGUUACGCUUUCAUCAACUAUGCCAGCUUUGAUGCCUCUGAUGCAGCUAUCGAGGCCAUGAACGGCCAGUAUCUCUGCAAUCGGCCUAUCACGGUGUCGUAUGCGUUCAAAAAGGACUCGAAGGGCGAGAGGCACGGUUCGGCCGCAGAGAGACUGCUGGCCGCUCAAAAUCCACUUUCACAGGCCGACCGUCCCCACCAGCUUUUCGCGGAUGCUCCACCCCCUCCCAGUGUAUCCACGCCUGUCAUGACCACGCUCGGAGUUCCUAUACCAGGAAUGCCUCCUCCUGGUGCAUUUCCACAUGUUCCUCCUCCUGGUUCAAUGCCGCAUGGGAUGCCCCCCGGUAUGCAAAUGCCACCUGCUCCAGGAACUGCUGGAGCACAAGGUGGUGCAGGCCCCCCACCAGGGCCACCACCGUUCCCCCCGGCAGGAAUGCACCCACCUGGAAUGCCACCAAUGCCAAUGCCUCCAUCAGGACCACCGGGUAUGGUGCCUCCACCACCUGGAUCCAAUCAAUCAAGAGGACCACCUGGGAUGCCUCCUCCACCCAUGGGUGUCCCUCCCAGAGGACCAUUUGGCCCCCCAAUGGGCCCACCAAUGCAUCCAGGUAUGAGAGGACCACCCCCAAUGCCUCCUCCCGGUUAUGGCGCUGGCCCUCCCAGACCUCCACCCCUCGGCUUUCAGAGAGGACCUCCCUUACCACCACGUCCACCCGCACCACCAAGGGGUCCAAUGAGAGCACCGAUGCCACCCUAAACUGUACUGUCAAGACCUUUUUUGAAACCUUGUUUUUAUUUACAUAUUAUGUUUUGAUGUAAUAGGUUGAUCUCAUGCGUCUUUGUAUACAGAUUUCUUAAUUUUUGGUGAUUGUACUUAUACAGAAUUCACAAGGAAUAAACCAUUUUAUAUAA